Saccostrea cuccullata (small rock oyster) is the source of this 744-nucleotide messenger RNA. RefSeq lists its product as uncharacterized. The transcript has 4 exons. The record is from RefSeq and is a predicted model, not a curated record. The coding region runs from base 1 to 744 and encodes 247 amino acids. NCBI's taxonomy places the organism in Eukaryota, Metazoa, Mollusca, Bivalvia, Ostreida, Ostreidae.
AUGUUGGAAAAUAUUUCUUCCGCUAACAGCAUACCGCCCGAGUUUCUGCUUCCACCAUUCUUAGCUGCCUGUGGACACUUCCUUGGAAAAUCUGUAGUUUGUCCUUGGGGAACCUGGAAGCAGCCGGCAAUAAUUUAUUCCACUACAGUAGGAUUUACCGGCACCAACAAAUCUGCUGCCAUAGAAAUCAUUAAGGGAGCCAUUCAAGAAGUGGAAUCUGCACAGGGGAUACCCUUUCAGAACUCUCGAAUUAACCAAUCUGCAACAGUGGAAUCACAUUUGAAACAACUCACACAAGAAAACAGGCAAAUUAUGAUGUGGGACGAGUUAAAAACUUGGCAAACAAGUCUUGGAUUGUAUAAAUCCGGCAGUGCGUCUGACUACGACACAACCAUUUAUCUUACUGCGUACAAUGGUGGUUCCCUAAAACGGCAGACAUGCAACAGCAACACGGCAAUUCCUUGUCCUGUCUUAAAUUUGACCGGAAUGUCGCACCCAGGAGAAAUCUGCAAACGACUGGACGAGGAGAGAAAAACUUCCGACAACAACGAUGGACUGUAUAGCAGAUUUCUUAUGUGCAUGCCGGAACCAGUUUUCUCAUUUGCAGACGAAGUACAGGAGAUUAGACAGGACCUACCCAGCUUGGCAAAGUUGUUCUAUGCAGUUGAGAAAAUGAAUGUCGGAACGUGUUUGUACAGCUACGGAACACCAGCUCUAGCUAUUGCUAAACAGUAUUACAACUAG